Vittaforma corneae ATCC 50505 is the source of this 2175-nucleotide messenger RNA. RefSeq lists its product as uncharacterized. NCBI's taxonomy places the organism in Eukaryota, Fungi, Microsporidia, Nosematidae. Bases 1 to 2175 code for a protein of 724 amino acids. The transcript has a single exon. The record is from RefSeq and is a predicted model, not a curated record.
AUGCUGAGAGUCCGAAUAAAAACAAGAAGCAGAGCACAACAACAAAAUACGACUCGCCUGGAUCAGUUCUUUACUCUCUAUUUUCAAAAUGUGUUUUUUGAGCUGAAUGCUAUUCUUUCAGACUAUCACUCGAUACAAGAACAUGCUUCGAGAAACAGAAUCAUCGAGUUCGCUAGUAGAAAGCUCAAGGAUCUGGAUUUGCUACAGACAUUUGUAAAGGGCGCAUUUCUGCUAAAGAACUUGCUUUAUUUGAAGUUUAAAGGCGACGAUUGUGCCAAUUACGGUUACAAAAUUGUAGAAAUGGCAGACUUUUUGGCGAUCCUUUAUGAAAAUAUGAAAACAAGCUUCAUACCACGUCCAAACUUCAAUCUUGCCCUGCAAGCAUUCAUGGAUUAUCGUAAACUACUGCCGAUAGAAAUAUAUAGGCUACUUGGUAGAAACAAAAGUAUAUUCACUGAACUAUACCGUAAUACAGACCAGAAUCUAAUAUUCGAGGAGGACCUUGUACAUAUCCAUAGAAUGAUGAAAAUAUACCUGCUAAGAGAAAGUGUUGAUAAUUUCAGAAUAGAAAAUGGAAUACUGCACCUUCAAUCGAAAUUUUUUACCUUCAAAUUGGCGCUGUGUGGUUUCUAUCAAAGGCCGCAGUGGCAGCUAUUCAAGGUUAAGUCCUAUACUAAUAGUAGAAAAGUGGAUGAUCAGCUCUUGAGAAGACUUGCGACUAUAGAUUCUAUUGUAAAGUUUAUGAAGUUUUUUGAAAGCAAGAAAAAAGCCUUGAGUGUCUUUAAUCUUCUUGAGACGAAAACGGGGUUUUAUCAAAAUUUUACUGGCACAGUCAAUGGCAUCGACUGUCAGGGAUAUCUUAAACACAAUGAUUUUUACUGCAAAAUAUCCAACAAGGAUCAGUAUAAGAAAUUUAAAAACAGCGACAUUGACGAGAUCAAAGGAUAUUUGCUGGAUAUUAAUGCCCUUAAAGAGCCGAAGAGAGACGAGGUAAUAUCACAGACCGAUAAUGCAGAUAUGGGAUUCAAGCCUGGUAUUUUUGGCCCAAACAUAGCAAUUUUCAUCAGAGAUAUGUUCUUUUGUCUCAAUAAAGCACAAGGUGUCUGCUUUUUUGGAAAAAUGCCUCCCAUUUGUGGACUGGCAUUUCAAAAGUUGCACUUCAUAGUUGUCGAUUCAAAAGUCACUGCAGUGACCGAAAACUUUGAUGUUAGUGGCCAAGAUACCAUAGCCAUUGAAAACUUCACUAACUUUAUAGAGUGCAAUAUUGGCUUUCUUAUGAUUCUUCAUGAGCUGAGAGAUCUAAAUAUCCAAUGCAAAAUCAAUCAAUGUCUAUCGGCCAGGUCGUUCUAUGUUGAUUCAUCAUUCAAUCUAUACCAUCUUGACAAUCAUGGCUCAAAAACUCUCAUUAAUAUUGAUAGAUUUACUCUCAAAACUGCAAAUAAUAUGGUGCAUCAGAAUAUCGGCAAUGUUGGGUGCGUAAAUAUUCCAGCAAACUAUGCCAAUACUAGUUACAAGGAUUCCUUGAUCAGAAACCUCGUUGAUAAAAUCCGCCUCAUGGCAGUUCAAGAUGGCAUGCCCCAGAACAUAGAAAUUUCAGAAAACAAAAUUGGUGAAGUGAUGGUGUUUUCAUUUAUGAACAUCACAGUUAAAAUUACGGAUUCCAUUAAAACGUGCAUCAAAACUUUGACUGAAGAUUUGCAGCACUUCAACAUCAGCAGUGGAUUCAACUAUAUCAAAAAGUUUGGCAUAUUCUAUACCUACAAUCUAAUACCCACGAUCUUUACUGAAAAUCGAUUGUGCUUUGAUUUUUCCGAUUUUAUAGAUGAAAUAGUUGAAGUUGCAUUCAAAAAUGAUGUGUAUCUCAUCACAGGCCCAAAAAUGCUUCAAAUAGCCAAAAUGACAAGUCUUUUUACAGCAAAUGAUUCAAAAGUGUUUCACAUUCUCCACAAGUUCUUUCUUGCAAACAGAUUCAUAUUUCUUAAGAAAGUCUUUGGGAACUUGGCUGGAAAAUCCGAUUCUGGUGAAAUAUAUUUAGACGAAAGCAAAAGAAUAUGUCUAACACAAGAAGGCAUAAAAUUCAGGAGCAAUAGUCCUGAAAAUGAUCUGCGAUUAACUGAUGUGUUGAAUCUUGAGAGAGAUGUGCUACAGCACCUUACAAAUCUCCGCAAACAAUAA